GGUGAUGGGUGCCAAUCGGAGCUGCUCGGUGUCGGCCGUGCUAGCAGAAGGAUUUCAAUAUUGACGCGCAUUUGACGCUCUCGCGGCCGUCGUCAAAGUGCGCGAGAGCGGUGUUAUUCGCGAGUGCAGAAGAAUCGCCUCGAUUCAGUGGCAAGCGGGACGCAGCUUAUCGACGAUUACUGACCGACGAGGGACGGCGAUGUCGGACGCGAUGGUGGACGAACGAGUGACUGAUGAGAUUGAGGCAUUAAAAGCAAUCCUAUUGGACAAUGAGCUCAAUAUCAAGGAGAAUGACAGAGGAGAACCAGAGUACAUCGAGACGAUACUGUUUCCUUCAACGGGUGAAGACUCCCAAUCACAGUAUGUCUGUGUGACACUGGUGGUGCGAUUACUUUCGGGUUACCCAGAUGUCUCGCCAGCUAUCAAUCUUCGAAACCCAAGAGGUUUAGAUGAGAACACGGUGAGGUUAAUGCAGUCUGAUGCAGAAGCCAAAUGCAAAGACUUUAUAGGCCAACCAGUUAUGUUUGAAUUGAUCGAGUUAGUACGAGAACACUUGACGAGGAGCAAUCUUCCUACUGAUCAGUGUGCCGUUUGCUUGUACGGCUUCCGGGAAGGGGACGAAUUCACGAAGACGGAAUGCUAUCACUACUUUCACUCCCACUGUUUGGCGGCGCAUGUCGCCGCUGCCGAGAAAUACUAUAGGGAAGAGCAAGAGAAACUACCGCAGUGGCAACAGGAUACUACGAAUAAGUUUCAGGCUAUAUGUCCCGUUUGCCGGGAGUCGAUCAAUUGCGACGUCGAGAGCUUGUGGUCGGCACCACCGCCGAUCGACGUCGAAGCCGCCACGGACUUCUCCGUCACCGCCGAGCUGAGGGAACUGCAGAAACAAAUGGCGGCUCUGUAUCUGCGCCAGCAACAGCGGGGCGGUAUAAUCGAUUUGGAGGCCGAGGGCGUGAAGAUGUUGGUGAGAACGGAGGACGAUCCUGCCGCUGCUACGCUGGAAGUGAACAGCCCGCCUGGUACGAGCCUGAACGCAUAUUCUAACACCGCCGUGCAGCCGGUCACUCAAGUGCACUCCAAGCAGAGCUCGCAUCAGGCGCAGAACCAUCACACCCAAUACCAAUCCCGCCAGGUUCAUCACAAUAAUCACGGGCACAACAACCACGGCAACCGGCACCGCGGUCGCGGUCGUGCCCACUACCGGCGUCACUUUGAUAGAGUCAGACAGGCGGAAUCUACUCCCAGAUGACAAUGGGCUCGAGACAAGCUCGCCGCCGCCGUCGUCUGGUCGUCCCUCGCUCCUUCGCUAAGUGUAUACAAUAUUCUGAUUAGCAUCAGUAGCGUAAUCUUCGGUGUAAUAUACGGUGACUGUCUAUCCUUGAGUAGUCUCACCGCGAUAAAUUUAUAGGUGUCGUUGUUCGGCAGCGUCCCCGUCGUCGUCGCGACUAUGGCGUACGUGACGACGGGACGCGUGGCGAUCUCCCGUCUGGACUGUCUACGUAGACCGAAGCCGUGGUGCUCUUUCGAACGAUCCGCAAUACGUACAAAGUAGUUGAUAUCGUUUCGCCUUAGUUCCUUUUUCUCAUUCUUUACCCUUCCACUCACGGACGAUCUCGUGACGUUUAGAUUCUCGUUCGCAUUUGAUUCGCCUCGUUUCUCCCGUGACUGCGGAAUCUAUAUGUUGAUUUGUCUGAAGCGAGAUGAAAGUACUCUUGGGCUUGAUUGCUAAUGCACUAAAAUAGAUGUUUGAUUUCGACCUUGGCGAGUCCAGGCCCAGAGAGUGUGAUGUUUUAUAAUUUAUCCGGUUAUUAUCUGAUACUACUGCCAAGCUGAGGGAGGGCUGUUGUCAGCUUAAAGUAAGAUUAAUCGAUUAAAGAGUUGGUUACAUAGCUUUGAACAAUAGAAUUCACGGCAGGAUUCUUCAGCUUGCCAUCGAGGAAACUACUCGAAAUGAGUCGCGAUUUCUCAGUCGAUCGGAAAGAGAGAGAGAGAGAGAGAGAGAGAGAGAGAGAGAGAGACGAGGGGAUUCGAAUGUCGCAUCAAUUUUGUAUUCACUGCCGAGAAUCCACACUCCAAUUAAUCUGCGAUGAUUAUCUUUUUUUGAUCUUGCCGUGCUCUUGCGCGCGAUGCGUCGAUGAUGCGUGCGGACGGGCGCUUAAAUUCACGACUCUUCAAGCGCACGCAAUCAGACGGCAAUAUUGAAAAAAGCAUAAUGGUGCGAAUACUUCGCGACUUACCCAGACUCGUGUGACAGUGAGCUUUACGAGAAAAACUGUGCAAUCAAAAGCCCCAUCGAAAUGAAGACAUUUUAUACGUUCGUAUAAAAUUAACGUUAAUCAAAAUUAACAGACACCAUUUAUUACGUUUAGCGUACAAUGUUGCGUGACGCGCCUCUGAUUAUUGUAGUCGGCACAGCGCCGGCGAGUUCAGAUUUUCGUGCUGUACGAAUAAUAGAUACUGUAUGCAAUUGUAGAAGCGCGUCGCAUCUGUAUAUGACGCGCGUUUUUUCGCAUCUAUAGCGUCGCGGAAGAUCGAACUCGUCGGGCUUACGUCGGUUUCAAUUCCCGUUUAACAGUCGUACGAAUAAUCAGUAACGAAAGUAUAUGCGGAGUGUUCUAAAUGUCGUUUUCCCGAUAUUAUAUUUACCAGAAAGUGUGUUAUAUUCCCGACACGCGCGUCCCUUUUUUAUUUUAAUCGUCAAAUUUUAUUAAAGUCAAGAUUAAGAAAUUUCACGUUAAGGCACGUGAUGGCUCCUUCGCUGCAAAUGUUCUUAUUUGAUGACAUCAGAAGCGAGAAAUCGCAUGCCAAAAUAUAUUACGAUACACGUGAAGAUAAAAGAAUAUAUGCGAUAUGGCAAUCGUAAUGAAUUCAGCGCAUUUGUAAAGAUGUCCGGACGCCUUCCUUUAACCUGAACAAUCAAUAAAUAACGGUCAAAUAAAAGAAACAGAAAUCAUGGGAAAAAAUAGGCUAAAAACGUAAGUUAUAUGAUGUUACACUAAUUUCUGGCUGUUUAUUGAUUGUUGAGGGAAGCGUUCGGAUAUUUGUGUUACAAGUGUGCCGAAUCGAUCACGAGUGUCAUUUUGUGCGUAUAUUCGUUCAUUUCUACGUAUGCCGUAAUGUAUUUUGGCAUACGAUUUCUCGCUUCUGACGCUUCUUGAUUAAAAAAGGACCAGCCACAGCGAGGGCCCAGGAGCUUUAACGUUUAAUUCUUCACGGAGAAAACGUUAAACGUCUCGUUAGUAGCUAGAGUUGUUUCGCAUUACCGUUAUAGGAAAUUAUUUAACGGCAGGCUUGAUCUUUUCCUCAGCUGAUCCGAGUUUCGACAAACUAAUAUUUCGUGAGCAGAUUUUUAGCGGAAAAGCAUAAAAUAUGCGUUCGUCGUCAUCAUCAAUCAUUUUUUUCAGGAAAACUCUCCGCACUUCUUGCAAAGAUAGCGGAAAACAUUCGCGCCAACCUUAGAAGCGACUUAGAACACACUGUAUAUGCGAAAUGUGCCAUUUGACGUUCGUUUACAAUGAAAGUACUGAUGGCAUAUCUGGAAAUUCCCUGAAAACGUUUUGCAGAUUUAUACGUUUUAGAGUAACGUAAAUUCGUUUUAGGGAAGACCCGUCGUUACGUCGCUCACGGUUUAAGCUUACAGGUCGAAGUGCCCGCGACCGAUAGCGUAGAGAAUUGUGAUAGAAUACAGAAGAAGAAGAAGAAGAAGCGAAGCAUAUCCAUCGCGUUAGAUUUGAUGGGAGCGGAGCAAAUUUCGUAGACAGUUAAGAGAACGAAUAUUUUGUUACUUUAAGUUAUUUCUCUUUGCGUCAAGUUCCUCGCACCGUAUCGCUGUAGUUCGAUUUACAUUUCGCGUAAAACUCGACUAUAAUUUUAAGGGGACGAAGGCAUCGUCUAUUGUAGAUACUCCCUCAACAUACAUGUAUAUUAUAUCGGAAAAAAAAUUGUUAGCAACCUUAAACUCUUCCACAUGAAUGUGAUACUUACAAAAGGGUAAUAGGCUAAAGUAAGGAAAUUUUAGACGCAUUUCGGUUGACUUCGGAUCGCCCGAUAAUAAUUUUUCUAUUCUCUCAUACAAAUUGAUCGCUCAGAGUCCGCUUGAAAUCUCUCAAUUCGGCCAGCCUGUUUUAUUCACCAGUUAGAUCUUCGACUACAUUUCCUAUCGAAUGUCUUUGCCGAAAGCAGAAUACGAUGCGAAAUUCAUCGAAGAAUCUCGCGGCGGAAAUAUCUAGGAUAUUCUGUAAUAUCAGCAUCAGAUAUACCUGGACUAGACACAACAUUCGAAUAAUUAAAGCAGUACGCAAUAUCGAGAGUGCUUUUGCAACGAUUAAAAUUAAAAAAAAA
Molecule: messenger RNA, 4341 nt
Organism: Dinoponera quadriceps
Lineage: Eukaryota; Metazoa; Arthropoda; Insecta; Hymenoptera; Formicidae
Product: E3 ubiquitin-protein ligase RNF25
Exons: 6
Coding region: 200-1249 (349 amino acids)
Biological process (GO): protein ubiquitination
Cellular component (GO): nucleus
Molecular function (GO): ubiquitin protein ligase activity; protein binding
Source: RefSeq, a predicted model, not a curated record